GCCUUUGACCGAUUUUGUCCUUCCCUAUGUGUGCAUUAUGGUGAAAGCAUAAGCCAGUCCAUCACUCAGCACAUGUGCAGGCCUGUUGCCCUCAGCUACCGAUGACGAUCUUGACAGCUGCCAAUGGCGCUUUCCGGCACAGUUGUUGCAGCUGUCAAGAACACACCAUUCGGUGCCUGAGGGCAACAACAGCAGCCGACUGACACAGACAGAAACCCUCAGCUCAUCUACUCACACACCAUUCCUCCCCGCUAGCUAUCCCCCUCUCAAUCCUGUCUCCGCUCCAUGGUUGCACAGAAGAAGCCGUCCAUUCCCUUGGUCUGCGGCAGGGCGUGGAAGGGCGGCUCGGUCAUGACCAGCCCGUGCUUCUGGCAGAAGUACUUGAGCUGCUGCACAUUCUCCUCGUCCAGCACGCUGCACGUCACGUAGACGAUCCUGCCCUUGUCGGGCUUCAUGUACCCGAGGGCCUGCUCGAAGAUCUCCCGCUGCUGGCCCACCAGCUCGAACAACCGCGCAUCCGAGUAGUUCCACUUGAUGUCGGGGUUGCGCCUCAGCGCGCCUGUGGCCGUGGACGGCACAUCGCACACCACCCAGUCCAUCUGGCCCUGCAAGCGGGAAAGGUGGGGGUGGCUCGGCGGCAGCAACACGUAGUUCGUGAUGCCUGCACAGCACACGAGAUGGGAUGACAAACAGCCGGGGGUAGGUGGCUUGGCUGUGGUUUUUGUUUGUCUGACUGACCUGCCUUCCUGAGUCUGAUUUUGGCGACGUUGAGCAUGUACUCUCGCGCGUCGUGGAGGUAGAUCUUGCCGCUGUUCUCCAUCUGGGGGCCGAAUGCGAGAGUCUUGCCGCCAGAGCCGGCACAGUAAUCCAGCACCUUGUCGCCUUCACGUACACGCAGAAGCAGACACUUAUCCAUCGAUCCAUCUGCGUAUCUAUCGUGGGGCAUUCCCCCACCGGGCAUGGCCUGGACUUUGAACGAGACGAUCUGCGAGGCCUCGUCCUGGAUCUCUAUCAGACCCUGCUUGUACUCGGGAAGAUCCAACAGACGCUGAAAACACAGAAGAACAGACAGCCGAAGUGUAGACGUCCACAAGGACAGACACGCGCUGCCUGGCCUGUCACUCACAAGGCAGCCUGACCUGACCUGUUUGUGGUUGAGCAUGAGUCCGUAUGGGGAGUUGACGCACUUCUCGACGUCCACCCCUUUGGACUGCAGGAACUUGUACACACGAUCCCGCGUGAUCUGAUUCGUGUUGACGCGAAGGAACGUCGGCGGCGCCUCGUUCAACACAUUGCACACCUGACACACACACACACACACACACACACACAUGUACCUGUCCGCCCCGUUGCCCUCUCUCUCUGUCUCUCUCUGCUUGCCUGUAUGGCUUUUUUCGUCCCGAGGGCGUUUUCUAUUCUUCUGAAGAGGGCCUCUGGAAAGGAGCACCGGAUGUGCGGCGGGAGUCUGGGGUUCAUGGUGUGUGCGCGCCAUCGGUCUGAGAUGAAGAAGGUCCGCAGCCUGCUGGACCAGGUGCUGGGCGGAGGCGUCACAUAGUCCAGCAGACCCCGCCACCGCACCAACUCGUAGAUCUGCACACAUGGCAAGUUGAACCACACACAGACCCAUUCACUCAUCUCAUCUGCUCGCCUUGCUUCACGUUCCUUGAGGCUUGCCUGAGUGCAUAUCCAGGCCCUGUCGGCAGAUCCCAGCUGCCUGUGCGCCUGGAAGUACCGCUUCAGGUGCAGGUCCAGCGGCUGCUUGAGCGACGUCACUUGCUCAAAAUUCAACAAGGCGUUCUCCAGAUGACGCACCCGGAACGCAUUCAUCCCUUGCACAUCAAGGAGAACUUGG
Messenger RNA from Vitrella brassicaformis, 1852 nucleotides. NCBI's taxonomy places the organism in Eukaryota, Vitrellaceae. The record is from the annotation of a GenBank genome assembly.